UGAUGCUAUAAUAAGUUCAUGAUAAUUUUAAAAAAAAAUGAAAAUAUGAAAUAGGGUUUGCCGGUUUGGGGAGAUUAGGAUUUAGAUUUAUUGAUUUUUUUCGAUUCCAUUUUUGCAUUCUCUAUCUCUAGGUUUUACUACAUAGAGAGAAAGGGGGACGAUUAGCUUAAACAAAGAAAAAAAGCAAAAACAAUGGCGUCGUCAAGAGGAGGAAGCCAACAAGUGAUCAGAUCGGGGGAUAUGGAGAAGAUGAGCUUAGAUCAGCUCAAAGCAGUCAAAGAACAAGCAGAUAUUGAAGUCAAUCUCUUACAAGACAGUCUUAAUAACAUCCGCACCGCCACUGGCCGCCUCGAGAACGCCUCCGCCGCUCUCCACGACCUUUCCCUCCGCCCUCAAGGGAAGAAAAUGUUGGUUCCUCUCACUGCUUCCCUCUAUGUUCCCGGUACACUCGACGAUGCCGAUAAGGUUCUCGUUGAUAUUGGCACUGGAUACUUCGUUGAGAAAACAAUGGCUGAAGGCAAAGAUUAUUGCGAGCGUAAGAUCAACUUACUGAAAUCCAAUUUCGAUCAACUUAUCGAGGUUGCAUCUAAGAAGAAAACACUAGCCGAUGAAGCUGGACUUAUUUUACAAGCAAAAUUGAAGCAGUCAUCUCCUUCGAGUUAGGAAUUGCGUGACCUCAUAAUCAUCUCAUUAUCAUUAAGUUCUUAAGGGUUGCUUAGAACUUUAUUGCACUUGAUGUCAAACUUUAUCUUCUUAAAGCUUUCGUUUUUGAUGAAGGGUAGGGACAAUGAUCUUUCCGGUUGGUAAUUUAAAGAGAUUAAUGUUGUUGUUUAGAGUUGCAUUAUACUUCCAACAAAUUUAUAAAUGCUCUAUUCAAGCUAUGUUGUGGUA
This is a messenger RNA of Gossypium arboreum, 891 nucleotides long. RefSeq names its product prefoldin subunit 5. The record is from RefSeq and is a predicted model, not a curated record. Gene Ontology annotation, cellular component: cytoplasm; prefoldin complex. The coding region runs from base 193 to 663 and encodes 156 amino acids. Gene Ontology annotation, biological process: regulation of DNA-templated transcription; protein folding. NCBI's taxonomy places the organism in Eukaryota, Viridiplantae, Streptophyta, Magnoliopsida, Malvales, Malvaceae. The transcript is spliced from 4 exons.